Molecule: messenger RNA, 997 nt
Organism: Linum trigynum
Lineage: Eukaryota; Viridiplantae; Streptophyta; Magnoliopsida; Malpighiales; Linaceae
Source: the annotation of a GenBank genome assembly
CCUUAUCACAUUUCGUCUUCACCAUUAGCAAACAGUGUAACCAAUUUUCCCGCGUUUUCCAGUUUCCACCGCUGUGAGCGAGAAAGAGAGAGAGAGAUCACCGAUUCUGCUUCCAAUGGAAGGUCAAGCGCUUACGGCUCCGCUUCCUCAGAAAGAUCCCGAUAGCAGCAGCAGCAACGUGAAGUCUCGCGCCAUGGAGAAAGAGAACGGCGCCAAGAAUCUCUCCGCCACCGCCGCCGUUCCAGUGUCAGAGAUUCUCGGCGACUCCACCAUCGCCAUUGACGCCGUCGCUUCGGCUACUGCUGGUGUUGCUGAAGGAACACAGAAGAAGGCGAGGAAGAAGAGGACGUCGCGGCAACUCAUCAAGGUCUCCAACACCAAGAAUCCCUUCAUCUUCUACCUCAACCUCGCCAAGAGGCACAUCAAGCAGUACAACUCUGUCGAGCUCUCUGCUCUUGGAAUGGCUAUUCCCACCGUGGUCACUAUCGCUCAGAAUCUGAAGCGCAAUGGACUGGCAGUUGAGAAGAGUAUCAAGAUCUCCAGCGUUGAAUCCAAGGACACUCAGACUGGCCGAUUGGUUCAGAAGGCAAAGAUUGAGAUACUGCUGGAGAAGGCGGCUGAGAAACCUGAUGAGACCUCCGCAAACUCUUCUUUUGCUGCUACUGUCCCUGAGGCUGCUACCUUGCUCACCGUCUUGACCAUCUGACUGCAACCCUGCCAGUAAUAUGAGACUUCUUGUUGUUAAUUCUCAGUCUCCUGUUUUGUACAUGGAUAGUUGAAGCUCUGCUGUAUUGGUUGGUUCUAGUGUCCAUUUACAUUUUCUGCCAUUGCCGAGGAAGAACUUGUAACAGAGGUGGUAGUCUUGGCCUCUUUGCUGGCAGAUGUUCUCCUUGUGUUUCGUACAUUUCGUGUAUUUUGCAAUUGUCCAGGCCUAAUGGACUAGAGAGUACAUCUCACUCACAUGUACUUGAAUUGUGAAUAGACAACAGUUCAUUUC